AUGGCAAACGCACAAAACGCGACACAAGGCAAAUACGCAAACAGAAAAUGCCUCCCCUCUACGACGCCAUGGACCUCGCAAAAUGCGCUCCGUGACGACGCGCUCCCAGCUCUGCAGGCCCUCGAAGACCGACCACAUCUACGCGAGCGCGACGUCCGUCGCUUCGAAGACGACGACCCGCCCCCCUACGAAUCAUCCACAGAAUGUGAUGAGGAAGACCUGCUUUCGCGGGUUAUGCCACCUACUCAAGACGGGCUAUCUCAAGAGGACCGCGCCAUGUUUGAUGCGCCGCUCACGGAGGCCGAACGCCAACCGGUCGCAAGCUCUAUGCACUACCCAUAUCUUGCCGAAACACGAUAUGCGCUAGAGGAAUCCGUCCAGCGGGAACGGGUCAACUCAUGGGCCAGAUGUCAUUCCAACCCAGAGGUGCGCCGCCUGUUGUGUCCCAUUGGGUCCGGCGAAAAGAUAUCACUGGCGGAACGACGGUGUGCCGUCAUUUCUCGGCAUAUUAUCAAGCGGCGCUGGCAAAAGCUUGGCGUCUGGAAUCCAAAAUGGGGCAUUCUCGAGCAGUUCACUGACGGCAGCAGUUCGCCGUAUCGGAAAGACCGCAUCGGCGGUUGGGCAUGGCAGCACGACGACACACCCGGUGCGCUGUGGGACAAGAAAGACUUUGACCCUUUGCGACGAGCUGUUGAGCUGCGUCAAGGCCUCCGUUUCGGCGAACACGCGCCAGUACAACCCCGCUCCCAUUUGACGGCGUCUGCCUCGAAAUCGCAAGCGGAGGCCUUCAUUACCUCGCGACCCUGGUUUCAAUUGUCGGUGGAGAUGGUAGAGCGUAGCAAGAGGCUGCUUCGCAUUGACGACUGGGGAAGGCAGCGUCGUGAUAAUAGUAACAUCAUCCAGAAUUGGAAGGACCGUGGUGACUGGCAAGACAAGUGGAAUGCCACGGCGCUCGGACGGCACGUGGUUGGCUGGAAGUGGCGCCACGAAAGCCCAAGCCCGGAGCCGGACGACCUUUCGGGGGUUCAAACUAUGGCCGGCCUGGAACUGACUCCCUCUGAGACCGAUGCUUUUGAAAAGAUCCCCAAUGCGCCCCCGACGCCACCACCACGAUCGCCGUCACCGAUUGAUCUUACGGAGGUGCCGACAAACCCCUUCACGAGAAUGAUGCAGAACAUGAGGCGGGCCCAGCUCGCGGCAGAAGCAGCGGUGGCCGCAGGCGAGGCCGCAGACGAUGGCAACGGUGACGGCGACGUCGCAAAUUUACCCCAGCCGGACGACGAACAUCCAGGCGGUGAUCAGCCGCCACAUCCAUCACUGCCGCAGCCGGCGCCCACGCGGGCCUCUCGGCGGAAAAAGGCAAUGCCACCACCUGAAGAACCGCCACGUCCACUCCGGCGCAGUGCUCGCAUUGCCGCCUUGGCCGCGCGACAGCCACCAGCACCAGUGAAACCGCAGCCAACUCGGCAGACGCGCGGUGGAAAAGGACAACAAUCGGCAAAGCAAGCUGCCACGGCAGACAAGAACCGGUCGAAACAAAGAAAAGGAAUUGCGGGCAUCAGAAAGCGGAAACCCGCGCCGAAGCGUCGGUGUUGA
Messenger RNA from Sporothrix schenckii 1099-18, 1596 nucleotides. RefSeq lists its product as uncharacterized. Lineage: Eukaryota; Fungi; Ascomycota; Sordariomycetes; Ophiostomatales; Ophiostomataceae. The record is from RefSeq and is a predicted model, not a curated record. Bases 1 to 1596 code for a protein of 531 amino acids. The transcript is spliced from 2 exons.